CGUCGUUUCAACAUUUGGUGAUACGUUUCAUGCCGUUACCGUAUAAGAUGCGAAUCAUUAUGUGCAGUAAGUGGUCUGUGAAGCGAGAUUGAUAGAAUAGGGUUCUUGGAUCGUGAUUGAUUACUUGUGAUUGAAGUUAGUAGUGGCAGAGAUGAUAAUGAGAAAGAACAUGGGUCGUGUAUCGCCUCUGCUUUUGGUCCUUCUAUCUCUCGGGUUUUCGUUCGCAACGUAUAACCUGGUGACAAUGAUAUUAAGCAAUAAGGCUUCGAGUUUGGGACGGGAGGCUAUCGAUUUGGUUGAUCAUGCCAAUGGGGUGGGCCGUGGGGGCAGGAAACUAGGAAGGGAGAACGAGAAUGUGAAGUUUCAUGUCGCUCUCACCGCAACCGAUACAGCAUACAGCCAAUGGCAGUCCCGGAUAAUGUAUUAUUGGUAUAACAAAGUCAAGGACAUGCCUGGAUCGGAUAUGGGGAAAUUCACUCGGGUUUUGCAUUCCGGAAAAGAUGACAAUUUGAUGGACGAGAUCCCUACUGUCGUCGUUGAUCCUCUCCCAGAGGGUUUAGACCGGGGUUACAUUGUCUUAAAUAGACCAUGGGCGUUUGUACAGUGGUUGGAAAAAGCAUCAAUCGAGGAAGAAUAUGUUCUGAUGGCAGAGCCGGACCACAUAUUUCUAAGGCCUUUGCCGAACUUGGCUCGAGGGGACCACCCCGCUGGAUUCCCCUUUUUCUACAUUAAGCCAGCUGAUCAUGAGCAGAUUAUCCGGAAGUUUUAUCCCGAGGAGAAGGGUCCUGUCACAAAUAUCGACCCGAUUGGCAACUCUCCCGUGAUUAUUAAGAAGUCCAUCCUCGAAGAGAUUUCGCCCACAUGGUUGAAUGUUUCCUUGAGGAUGAAAGAUGAUCCAGAAACAGACAAGGCAUUUGGAUGGGUUCUUGAGAUGUACGCGUACACCGUGGCAUCAGCCUUGCACGGUGUGCGUCAUAUACUUCGCGAAGAUUUCAUGUUACAGCCACCAUGGGAUGUGGAAACAGGGAAGAGCUUCAUCCUUCAUUAUACUUACGGGUGCGAUUACAAUUUAAAGGGUGAGUUGACAUAUGGGAGGGUUGGGGAAUGGCGUUUUGACAAGAGAGCUUUCCUUAGCGGACCGCCACCGAGAAAUCUCUCGCUGCCCCCUCCGGGAGUACCCGAGAGCGUGGUGAGGCUUGUGACAAUGGUCAAUGAAGCGACGACUAACAUCCCGAGGUGGGACACUCUGAACUGACAGCAACAAAGAUCAAAAAGGCGAUCUCACAAGUUAGAUAAGGAAACCACAGCUGGAAACAUUUCUCAGGGCAGAAGACAUAUUUGACAUUUUUUUUUUGUAAAUGAACACACAUUAUUACAUAUCUAACUUCUUUCUGCUUUUACUAGGAAAGCACAGCUAUUUUCUUCUGCAAACUCAGGAAAACGUUUAUGAUUAUUAUACAGAGUUCAACAUGCUUCAGAUC
Messenger RNA from Tarenaya hassleriana, 1481 nucleotides. RefSeq lists its product as uncharacterized. The coding region runs from base 152 to 1255 and encodes 367 amino acids. The record is from RefSeq and is a predicted model, not a curated record. Lineage: Eukaryota; Viridiplantae; Streptophyta; Magnoliopsida; Brassicales; Cleomaceae. The transcript has 8 exons. Gene Ontology annotation, molecular function: glycosyltransferase activity.